Messenger RNA from Neltuma alba, 1691 nucleotides. RefSeq names its product putative nuclear RNA export factor SDE5. The transcript is spliced from 12 exons. The coding region runs from base 183 to 1691 and encodes 502 amino acids. Lineage: Eukaryota; Viridiplantae; Streptophyta; Magnoliopsida; Fabales; Fabaceae. The record is from RefSeq and is a predicted model, not a curated record.
AAUUUUUUGUUCAAAUAGACACAAAAAUAUUUGAUUAAUUAAUUUACCUCUAAAAUCCACCAUGUAAUGAUACUGUUCGUUUGCGUUUUCUAUAUAACGGCCGCCAUGUGCAGAGUGUUGUGGGCUUCUCCACAUUUCACUCUGCACUCAGAUCCCAAAAGUGGUAUUGAAGUAUAAUUGGCAUGGAAGCCUGCGGUCAAAAUGAAUUCAAGUGUGAUGAAGAAAAGGCAUUAAAUAGCUUGCUUGAUGCCUUUGGCUCUGUGUUUUCUCUUGAAGAAAUAGCUUCUGCAUAUUGUAAGGCCAAUCGGGAUGCAGACCUGGCUGGUGAAAUAUUGUUUGACAUGCAGAGGAGCUCCUCAACGUCAACAACCAAUUCACCUAAUGCAGAUGCUGGGGUUGAAGCAAAUGCAAAAUCAUCAGAUAGUCUCUUCUCUCACAAUUCCUUUCAAGAAAGAUAUCCAAAGCCCAAGUUUUGCCCAGUUUCAGUUGGCACUGUUUCAAGCAGGCUUGGUAAGGAUUAUGUAAGAUCCAUGCCAUCAGCAAAUAGGUAUUAUCAUGGAACAACUAAGCCGUUAAAGUUGGAUGCGAAUUUGCUGACAAUGUCUGAAAGCUGGGCUGAUGAGUGUGAGCCAACUAUUUUAAACAAUGAUCAGCUUCACCAGGACAUGGAAGAUUUCUUAUUUAAAAUGCUUGGAGAUGGUUUCCGGCUUGACAGAGAGAAGAUACGGGAAGUUCUGGAUAAUUGCAGGUAUGAUAUGAAAAAGAGCAUGGAUAAGUUGAUGGAUGAAUCAAUUUUAACUAUUGACAAAAAAGCACGUGUCGUUGGCGAAUCUUCUAGAAGGUCGAAAGAUUGGAAGCCAAAAUCUAAAGUACCUUCAUUUGAAAGAAAGUCAGAAAAUGUAAAUUAUCCAGGAAUUUCAAACAAAGGAGUACAUGGGAAAAGGAAUGAGAGAGAGAAGGUUCAGCAAGAACUCUUGACUUCUUUAUUUCAAGUUCGUGAGCAUUCUGAAGAGUCUUCUGAAAAAAUAACAAAGGAUGCUAAAAAGCUUUCACCAUACAGAAAAGUGGUAGAUGGACCUCCUGAUGAUUCCUUGGAAGAAUUCAAGAUUGACACAAACUACUCACGACAAGAAAACAUAGAUCCAGAGGAUGAGGUUGACUACCAGAAUCUCCGUAAAGCUGUGAAGGAGUACCGAGGAGCAAUGAUUGAAUACCAUAAAGCAGCUGUUGAAGCAUUUGUGAAUGGGGACCGUGACAAAGCAAAGAAACUUCUAGAUCAGGGACAAGUUUAUCUCACAAAAGCGCGCGAAGCAGAUGAAGAAUCUAGUAAAAUGAUUGUUGAAACUAAGAAUGAAGAGUCACAAGCACUUGUGCUUGACUUACAUGAAUUUAGUUCAGGGCAGGCCAUACGUCUAUUAAAGUGUCAUCUGUCUACACUAUCUGGUCCAUCAUUCGAGUACCUUAAGGUUAUCAUUUAUGAAAGUAAUCAAGAUGUCUCUCAAGGUCCUCAAUGUCAAAAAAGAAAAAGACGGAUCACGGCGCUUUUACAAAACGAGUCUAUAGAGUGGAACGAAGGGGAGACUUCUGGCACACUCUUGAUCAGAUUGGAUAAAAUAGACCCGAAACGCCUGAGUUUUCACCAAAAUAAUGUGAUCGUUGGAAUCAAGCUGUUAAGUGCUACUUUAGAGUGA